UCCCAGCCCCUAUAGAUGCAUCCAGUCAACGUCGAUUAACGUCGACGUAUGGCAAACCUGGAGCCGAGGUCAUUUUUGUUUGUUUAACAAAAACCCAAAACGCGUGACAAUUAUCGGAUUGGGCGGUGGUUGUGCAAAAAAAGUUUUCGUUGACGAUUCGUUUCGUCAACGUUUGCCUGGCCCAUUGAUCGUCAACCUGUCGAUUGAUUUCAUCACAUUUAAUCACUCGACCCUAGCGACGAGGGGGUUGAUGCGGGAUUCCUCCCCCCUCUUCAUCAGUUUGCUGCUCCCAAAUGACGACAUCGCGAACGACCUUCCACGUCCUAUCUGGCGACAUCUGGCGGAUUGUUUGAAGGCUGCCUCGUGGCAAACGAGUCGCCGGUGGAGGUGUGCCAUGGCGACUGGAGGAAAUCAGUCUUGGACUGCCGAGUCGGGGCUGCAGAAUGCUGUGAUAAUCAGCUCCGUAAGAAAACUUGUGAAAUCAGCUUAUCUCAGGGACUAUGAAAUAAGAAGACGGCUUGAGGAUGAGCAUGAAAAGCAUGUUUGUUGUGGAGUUAUUUACCCCUACAACUACAAUGCAGAUGAGGCUCUCAUUGCCUUUACCAACGCCCAAGACAUGGAUGUCUUUAUGCAACAGCAAAAACAUAUCCGACAAGAAAAUACAGUGACGAAAAACAGAAAUAUUCACGAAGUAAUCUGGAAAAUCCAGGCAACCAAGCCAAGUCAACAUCAGGUCAUAGCACACUGGAAGUCGAUGAAUAUAUAUUUGAAUACCUUUCUAAAGUUUAUUAUAGAGAUCUUGAUGAGCUGAAUAGCAAGUACAAAUGCACGAUGAAGACAACAAAGAGUACUGAUCAACAAAAAACAUUUCUUAAGAUUAACGGGUAUAGAAAUGAUCAACCAAUAGCUGAAGCAGUGGAGCACAUUGUUGAUUUGUACCAAAAUGUAGCUACAAAUGUCCAUGAGUUUAAAACACUGAUUCCAGAUGAAGCUAUUGCAAUGGAUCCAGUUGUGUUCAAGAAAUUACUAGAAAAAACCGAACAGUAUUUUCCAAAUGUUAUGAUAAGUAAAUUACCACCUCAUAUUAUUUUUACAGGCAACUACAAAGAAGUUGAUGAGGCUCGAGAUGAACUGUUUAAAGAUUUGCAAAGUAAAACAAAAAGUAGCACGAGCAAUGAAGACAAAUUAUUAUUUUCGAACAUUCAAGACUCAAGACACUCAAACACUGGAGUUUUACAAGCUUCAAAAAUUAACCUUGAAUUUGUUAUGGAAAUAUUUCAAGAUGAAUUAGAGCAGCUGAAAAAGAAAUAUCAAUUUGAUAUAAUUGUCAAAAAUACACCUAAAAAUAAUACAGUGGAUAUAAUGUUGCAUCCUAAUGACAAGAAUUUUUUUUUGUUUAAUGAAGCUAUGGAAGCUUUUACAGAUUUUUUUCAAAGCAAAAAUAACAUUCGACACGGCAUAGUUAAGAUCACGGAAGACGUGUCUGCAGGACAACUUGAUUAUGCCAUUUCGACUGCGAAAAAAACAUAUCCAAAAAUUUUCUUUCAAAGGAAUGAAAGCCUGACCGAAGUGACUAUUGUAGGAAAUGUAGCAAAGGUUGCAGGAAAUGUAGACCAGGUUGAGAAGGCACGGGAUCUGCUGUGCGAAACAUUAAAUGGUGUUAGUCAUGGUUCCUCAUCAACAAGAAAUAAACCUAAUGUUCACGCGACCAUGAAUUCUAGCACGAUUCCCACUGCAAAAUCAAAACAAGAAAACAAUGAAGAAAAAUGCCCAAUCUGUAUGGAUGAUUUCACAAAUAAAACAUCCCUGAAAAGAUGUAAGCACUCUUUCUGCAAGGAAUGCAUUGAUCAGGCAAUGAAGUCAAAGUCAGUAUGUCCAAUUUGCCAGACAGUUUAUGGCAAACUAGAAGGUGAUCAACCAAAGGAUGCCUCAAUGAAGGUAACGACUUACUACACAACUCAUUUGCCAGGAUAUGAGAAGCAUGGAACCAUUACAAUAUACUAUGACGUCCCAAAUGGCAGACAAGGGCCAGAGCACCCACAUCCUGGGAAACUUUAUCAAGGAACAACAAGGUAUGCAUAUUUACCUGAUUCGCCCGAGGGGAGGCAUGUACUCAGCCUCCUCCGGCGGGCAUUUGAACAGAGGCUCAUCUUCACUAUUGGGACAUCGUCAACCACCGGUCUGCAGGACUGUGUCACGUGGAAUGACAUCCAUCAUAAAACCAGCACACACGGAGGACCUGACAGCUAUGGAUAUCCAGAUCGUGAUUACCUCAAGCGUGUACAGGAGGAGCUGAAAGCCAAGGGCAUUUUUUGAAUUUCGAAAAAUGCAAGAUUCUUAUCUCGAAAACUCCAAAGUGAUUCCAUGAAGACAUUCAAGAGUAAACAAUACAUGUCAACAUGUAAGAAUUGUAGCCAAGCAUUUGUGUUUAAACUGAUUCUAUCAACCUUACAUGUAAUUUUUCUAAUUAACAAAUAAUCUGCGUCUGGUGUUAUGUGAUGAGAUGAAUAAAGGUCCUUUGGGAACCCACACAGAGGAGAACUACUUACUUGAUCCAUCGAAUGACCUUUCAUUUGCACGACGAAUGCAGAAAUAUCCCAUUCAACCAACUUUAGAAAUGUUCAUUACAUGGCAGUCAAAGUGAAAUAUCUAAUUCUCGGUCAGAAAUGUCUCACAAUGUCAGAAAAAUUAUUUUGUGAUGGGUUUUCAUGCAGUCAUUGGUGACCAGGCUGAGACCAUUAACUCACAACACUUUAGAAACUAGUAUUAUAACAGGUGGCUGCCCAUAAUUUAACCCAAAUCCAGUUUGUCGAAAUACUGAAUGUGUAACAACCACACAAAUGUGGUUAUAACCACAUGAUGUAUCAUCUUAUGGGUUCACUUUUUCCCGUCACGUAUUACAAUAACUUACCGUAUUUGUUUUUGGAUUAUGAAGCAAUUAAACUUUCAAUGGUCAACAAACUGCUACUAAAUUGCACACAAGUACGGUGAUUCAACAGUGUCCUGUAUUCUGCAUCCCGACUUAUUUUAAAACAGCUGUAAGCAGCUGGUUUAAUCCUGUAUUCACUCACCUCGAAUGAUUGCAUCUUGUGUGGACAGUGUAACAUGACAGGACUUUAGGACCAGUCUGGGCAUACUUAAGAAUGUUAAUUUGCUUUUCACUCUAUUUUGGUUUACAGAUAGUGUCUGAUUAUAUUAUUGUGUGUACACUUUUUCUUUGGGAUAUAUUACAAACUUUCAAAUUAUGUAAAAUUGAAAGUUUUGACAAUCGGGUGGUAUGAAUUAAUGUCACAACUAUACAGUACUACAUUUUUUUUCAAACUGUCAUUGACAAUAGUUUUAAUUCUAAAAAUGUAUUUAGCUCAAAGGCUUGGUAUUCAGUUACUUCUAUUAUUACUGCAUUAGACUGUAAUAUUACUGGUGAUUUUAUUCUAAUUAUGGACACGUGCAUGCUGAAUAAACAAAAUGAAUCGAUGUCUGUCUUACCGAGUUUUUAGUUUUACACAAUUAAUUUGAAGUGUCAGACUGAUACAUUUCAUAUGGUGUGUUUUAAGCUCAGUUAAUUACAUUUUAUGUGUGAAUGCAUUUAGCAUUGACUUGCAAAGCUAAUUCACAAAUGACUGCAGUAGGGGUCUACAGAGAUAUCUAAUACUGGUAGGAACCCACUGGUUCCACCAGCCCACAGGGGAUUAUUGUGUC
Messenger RNA from Lethenteron reissneri (Far Eastern brook lamprey), 3699 nucleotides. RefSeq names its product probable E3 ubiquitin-protein ligase DTX3. Gene Ontology annotation, biological process: Notch signaling pathway; protein ubiquitination. NCBI's taxonomy places the organism in Eukaryota, Metazoa, Chordata, Hyperoartia, Petromyzontiformes, Petromyzontidae. The record is from RefSeq and is a predicted model, not a curated record.